AUGAAUAUCAUCUCGCUACAGGAGAUUGCUCAACACAAUAGGAGAGAUGAUAUCUGGAUAAUUUUGCAUGGCAAGGUAUACGAUUUAACCAAGUUCCUUCCAAACCAUCCUGGCGGCCAAGACAUUAUUAUGAAAUACGCUGGAAAAGACGGAACUGCCGCGUUUGAACCGAUUCACUCUCUCGAUAUCGUUGAACAGUUUUUGCCAUCCGACGUGUGUGUCGGUGAGGCUGAAGUAUCAGCUGCGGCAGAUAACGAGGCACGAUUGUUGGAAACAGAAGAAGACAAGCGAGUACGAUUGGCUCGAGAGAACAUGCCACGGAUUGAGGAGAUGUAUAACGCAUUCGAUUUUCAGUCUGUUGCAAAACUGGUUCUAAAGGAAAAUGCAUACAGCUAUUUUUCAUCGGGCUCUAGCGAUGAUAUGACUUUGCGCGAAAAUCAUAAUGCUUAUCAUCGCAUAUGGUUCCGUCCUCGUGUUAUGGUUGAUGUCUCCAAGAUUGACAUGACUACAACCUUGCUUGGAGCCAAAGUUUCAAUGCCUCUCUAUAUAUCAGCAACUUCGUUCUGUAAAUUGGCCCACCCAGACGGCGAAAAGGAAAUCGUAAAUGCACGUGUCCAUUCUGAUCCACCCCAAUGGCUCCAGCUGUAUAUAAACACAGACCGUAAGGCAACGAGAAAGAUGAUCCAACAAGCAGAGUCGAAAGGCAUACAAGGGUUAUUUAUAACUGUGGAUCGAGCUGUUGUAGGCCCGCGUGGUAAAUCAUCGAACGAUAAAGCCCUACUAAAGCAGAAUCGGGAUGAAAUGAGCAGUGUUGUUCACCGAGAGAGAGGCAGUGAUUUGGGCACAUUUGUUGAUCCUUCGAUGAACUGGUCUGAUAUUGCUUGGUUCAGGUCCUUUACCAAAAUGCCAAUCAUCCUCAAAGGAAUCCAGCGCUCUGAGGAUGCUGUAUUAGCAUAUAAAUAUGGCUGUCGAGGCAUUGUACUUUCGAACCAUGGAGGCCGACAACUGGACUUUUCUCCAUCACCUAUUGAGAUUUUACCUGAGGUCAUGGAUGCAUUGAAGCGAGAAGGAUGCGACACAAAAAACAAAUUUGAUGUCUAUGUUGAUGGCGGUAUUCGGCGUGGUAGUGAUGUAUUCAAGGCGCUGGCAUUGGGAGCUAGGGCUUGCGGCAUUGGUAGGCCUGCAUUGUACGCCUUGUCGUGCUAUGGUGAUAAAGGCGUUGAACGUAUACUCGAACUCUUCCAGAACGAACUGCAGAUGUGUAUGCGAUUAAUGGGUGUAUCUACACUAGCCGAAAUCACAGCCGAUAUGGUGGAUACCCGUAACUUAAAGAAUCAUUAUGUUGCUAAUCCAACGGAUUAUCUAGCAAUGCAGACAUAUGAAAAAAUGCAGCCAAGGGGAAAUAUCAUGAGCUCAAAAUUAUAG
Messenger RNA from Zychaea mexicana, 1425 nucleotides. RefSeq lists its product as uncharacterized. The record is from RefSeq and is a predicted model, not a curated record. The transcript is spliced from 9 exons. Gene Ontology annotation, molecular function: heme binding; oxidoreductase activity. Bases 1 to 1425 code for a protein of 474 amino acids. Lineage: Eukaryota; Fungi; Mucoromycota; Mucoromycetes; Mucorales; Lichtheimiaceae.